This is a messenger RNA of Leptidea sinapis, 2611 nucleotides long. RefSeq lists its product as uncharacterized. The transcript is spliced from 9 exons. The record is from RefSeq and is a predicted model, not a curated record. Bases 150 to 2528 code for a protein of 792 amino acids. NCBI's taxonomy places the organism in Eukaryota, Metazoa, Arthropoda, Insecta, Lepidoptera, Pieridae. Gene Ontology annotation, biological process: signal transduction.
AAGCACCAAAACAACCCGAUGGAAUUAAUCACGGUAAAUUACAAUCAAUAAUUGUUGGUGAAUUGAAGAAGGCAGGCUUAAAACAUCGGCUCAAGAAAAUAAUCUUAAAAAAUGUUAAAGAUCAUAAAACUGUUUUCGGUGCACCAUUAAUGAAAGUGCCAUCAUGUAGUGUAAUUUGUUGUGGUAGUACGUUAUGUAUUCCAGUAGUUGUGAGUGAAAUGUCAUCAGUACUGCGAGCCAAUGCUCAAGUCGAAGGGUUGUUUCGAAAAGCGGGAUCCCAAACUCGACAAAAGGAUAUUAAGCGAUUACUUGAUGCUGGUGGUUGUGUAUCAGAAGGACAUCACCCUAUAGAUGUUGCAAGUGUGUUGAAACUAUACCUUCGUUGUUUACCUGAGCCACUAAUCAGUGCUGAAGUACAGGAUUUGUUGCUAAGAUGUAGAGUAACUUCUGGCGAAGAUGGACUAAAAUCAAUAUUACACACUUUAUUAUUAUUGCCUGUUUUGCAUGUUCAUUUGCUACACUAUGUUAUGGAGUUGCUGAAUUUUAUAGCGUCCAAGCACAAAGACAAUUUAAUGGAUUCAUCAAACUUGGCCAUAGUUUUAGCUCCCAGUAUUAUGCCUUUGCCAGCUGCAGCGACAGCUCAGAGGCUAGAACAUCAUGUGGCAUUAAUUAAGAUCUUCAUAGAAAACUCACAACACAUUGGACUUUUAACCGAAGAGCUCAUGACAAAAUUGGAUGAUGAUACUGACACACAUCCAAACAGAAGAAAGAAGAGGCGAAGUGGAUCAUUAAAUAGAAUGUUAAGUGGCCUUCGUAAGAUGGUAUCCGGUAAUGUAAAUACGCCAGCAACCGUUCGAGAACAUGAUAAAACUCCAAUACUGAGCAAAUCUGCAGCUAAAAGGAAAUUUGAUAACCAUGGGGGACUUUCUGUCAAAACUAAGAAAGAAAUCAUAUCAGCACUUCCUCAAAAAGAGCUCUCGUUUACACCAGUCAAAUUGGGUGUCACAGAAAGGAAAAGACUGAGGCUCAGUAUGAUGGAUGCCAGGAGUACCCCAGUCAUCAACUGUGAUUUCAGUAAAAAUUCUGAAACCAGUGCAAGCAGCGAAGACCUUCUCACCUCAUCUGAGAACAUAUUCCCGGCCCACGAUACUAUUGAUCUUUCAGAUCCAAAGCAAUCAGACAAAGACUAUGUAAGAAUAUCAAAACUAGAGUAUGAAGAAAUCAAAAGUAGAGUUUCGGCCAUCGAGAAUAGACUGUCCAGAGAGUUUACUGAAGUUAUACCAAGAGUUCAGCCAUUGCAGCAGGUACAAAAUGUCUACAAACAAACCUUGGAAGAUGUGGCAAUGCUUAAUUGCCCCAACUCCGAACAUUUAGCUAGGCGAUUAAGUAAAGAACUGAAAAUAAGACCAAAGGAAGAAGCUAAGAUAAUACGGUCACCCAGUGCAAGAAAAAUCGGUUCUAUAAGACGCCGAUCCAAAGAAAAUUUAACCAAAAUAGUGCGCCAUAAAUCCUGGAAUGCUUCAGGGUAUUCGCAAAAUGAUAGGUUUUAUCCGUAUGUUGGUAUUACGCGCAGAAACAGAACAAGCACAGCAGAACCAAAUAUUAAUAAAAAAGACUUUUCAAAUGAGUGGGACUGUUCCACAAUGUCAGAAAACUCCUUGAAUAACACUUCAGGUUCUAGUCACAAAUACCAUAAUCGUAAAAGAAUAAGCUUGAUUACGGACUACGGGUCUGAGAGAAUAAAUGUCAAGAGCCGGAGUGCAUUACCAAGGAGGUCAUUGAAUAUAACAAUGAAUACUAGUUUAAACUGCACACUAUCAGACAGUUCUGCUACGACAAACAAUAUAACAAAUUCAAAUGAAAAACUGAAAGAAUCUAGAUUGAAUCAAUGCUAUCAUAAUGAUAAAAAUUUAAAAGGUAUGUGUGCAGAAAGUUCGUUGCAUUCACAACAUAAGUGGAGGAAUGCAGCUGCAUUCUUCAUGGAUAAAACUGGUGAAGUGGCUAACGGUCAGACAGGCAGGCCGUCAGUCAACAAGUUACGAAAGCAAAACGCCGGUGCUGUGCUGGCUAAAGCGAAACUUUUUGAAUCGAGCUCUGAUAAAUCGUCGGAGAAAAGUGAAAAUCAAAACGCAAUAUUUGCCAGGAAGCCAAGGUUGAGUCAGUGUCACAUUAAAGCUCAAAGAUCAGCUCAAGCAGUAUCUGUUAAAACUGAAUCCCAUUACAUACCCAAUAGAAAUAAGGAGACAGCUCAAAAUGUCUUACCAAGGUAUAAAUCGAAUAUAUCCAAUAACAAAGAGGACUUGAACUUUCGGUUACACAGAAAAACUACUCCACCAGCCAAGAGAAUUGUAUCGCCUGAAAUGAAUGUAUUAAAAACGCCAACGCAACAACCCUCUAUAAAAAAGCAACUAUAUACGUCAAGAAAUAUAAGACUACCCUCAUCUUACAACGACCAGAAAAAAUCUAGUACACCUCUAAGGGCGGUACAUUUAUCACCUAAGAAAAGAUCGCCUCGUCAAAAAUUCUAAGAAUUUGAUUGUUUUAUUAUAAUCUCAUAAUUAGUUAUUUACGUAGCAAAAAAUUAUGAAUAAUUAAAUAUUGAUGUAAAUAA